UUUCCGAUUGUCAAACUUGUGCCAUACGUACUGCUGUGUCCAUUUACUGUUUUGUAAUAUUUCUAUUUUGUCAAAUAUAUCAGAAUUAAAAUGAUACAAUGGUUCAUGUGUUCAGUGAUUGUGCAUCUAAAAACUUAGUUUUUAAUUUCACGCUAUAAUUUAAGUACAUAUACAGAGUAACUUAUCAACAACGUAUUGUUAAAAAAUUUCAAAAAUGGAUGUCGUCGGUAGUGAAAUUGGGCAGAAAAUGCGUUCUGCCAUCAAAGCAAAAUUAACGGAGCUGGGUUGUUAUGUGGAUGAUGAGCUUCCUGACUAUGUGAUGGUGAUGGUUGCAAAUAAACGCACACAGCUGCAAAUGGAAGAUGACUUGCAAUUGUUUCUUGGUGAUAAUACAGAAUUAUUUGUCAACUGGCUGCAUCAAGUGCUGAAGAAACUGCAGGAAGUCACUGUAGCAGUCCCGCUCAAAAACGAUAAAGACAAACACAAGGAAAGAUCUGUAUCCAAAGAACGAAAGUCCAAAGAAAAGAAAGAGAAAACAAAGAAAAGUGAUAUCCUCAAAAAGUCGAAAAAGAAAGAUAAAGUGAAAGCACACAAAAAGGAGGAAAAGAAACUGCAUAAAAGCAAAAAAGAAAAGAAAAACAGUCAUGAGAGAAUACGGCCAAAUAUUCCACCAUUGCUGAUGAAUAUGGAGAAAGAUUCGGAGCCAUCAAUAACUGAUGUGUUUGCAGGACAGAUUCUUAAAAACCAUGGAGUAUCACUUGAUACAUAUAAAGAUGACGUGAAAGUUAUUGACACAAAGCCUGUGGUGAAUGAAUUAAAAAGGCCAAUGCUACCUAUCAUAGAUCCAGCAACUAUUCUAUCGCAGUCAGAUGUUUCCAAUGCAGAAGUAACAGCUAAAGAAGCUGUGACAAGCAAAGCUCCUUCAAAUAGUCAACUAAAAGAAAUGAAUGAUAUAGAAGCAAAGAUUCAAGGCUUGAAACAAAAGUUGGUAGAACAGUUAGAUUCUAUGUCCGACGAUGAAGAUUUUUUGAAUAUCCGCACAGAGGCUGAAGAACUAAUGAAUGAUUUUGCUGAUGAUGUUUUACAGGAAAUUAGUCAACCAGCAGUUGCAACACCACCUAUUAUAUCCACCUCCCCUCCAACGCCAACCAAGCCCAAAACUGCUUCCGAACCCCCAAAAAUCCCAAAGCAUCCACAAACACCUCCAAAAGAAACCCCCAAGGGGCCCACAGACAUUCUCCCACAAAUUGAACUAAAUCUCCCAAAAAGGCCCAUCAGGGAACGGCUUGGUGCUCGGGAAAUACCCAAGAAGCCAGAGGUUAAGGAAACCGAAAGGCAAAAGUCACUUAGCCCCGAAAGCUUUACGCCAGAAAGAGAGCUCGAUGUACGACCCCAAACAAAACCAGCUAGAAGCCGUCUGGGAGGUCAGUCUUCUGAGACACAUAGAAAAACUUCCAUCUCUGAAGACAACUCAGAAAAGACUGAAUCCAACACUAAAAAAAUUACAUCAAAGGUGUCAAUGCUAGAACGGCCGCGUGUAAGUUGUGCGUCCGUUGUACGAGUGCGGCCACGUCCGCGCGCGCCCGCGUCUAACUUGCUACUUCGGGCUGUCGCCGAUGCGCACAAGAGUUUGUUAAAUAUACCACCAAAAGUAGACCAAGAGCCACAAAAAGUGAAGCGAGCGUUAGUGCUCCCAAUGCGGCGGUGUGUGGACGCUAAGAAUAUUGUCAUCCAAGUUGACAGGCAGACAGAUAGUUGCAAUGAAUAUGAUAGCGGCAGCAAACCUUCACACAGAUACAUCAGCGAAAAAAAAGAUGAUUGCUCUCCAUUACAAAUUACAAAGAGAAUUCUAAACACAGAGUAUGUUCCAAGUAGAACGGCGAGUCGGAAGGAUGAUUCCCUGAUAAUUGAAACUAUUAACAUACACAACCCAACUGUAGAUAAAGACAAAGACACACAAUUUAUAGUCACUAUGGACGGAUAUCAUCCAAAUGCAUUCCUUGCUAAAAAACUAAAGACAGAAGGACUAUUAGAUGAAGAGGAUGGAGAUGGUAAUAAACUUAAUGCGUCAAAAAUUUCUAAAACAAAAGAGAUGGUAGUUAAAGAUAAAAUAGGGAAUACGGAAAAUGAAGACAUGCAACCAGUAGAUAAAGUUACAACAAGCAUAGCAAGCCUUAAAAAAAUCGAAGAAAAAUUAGAUGUAAUAGAGAAAGAAUCGGUUCUGAUGCCAAAAGAUAAGGCAACAAAGGAGGAUGAUGUCGUAACACCGAAAGAAAGCUAUGUAGUUCCAAAAGUUAAAGUUUUAAAGGCGAAGAACACAGAGGAAAAUAUGAACAAGUUAAAAGAUCAAACCGCUCCUGUUGCCAGUCAAAAGAAAAGAUUGAGUGAUACAAGUGAAGACAGUGAUACACAGGUUAUAAUAAAGAAAGAAAAUGAGAAAGGAGAUAAAAGGAAAAGUGUUGAAGUAGAAGAUAAGAAGGUGGAAAGUCCUCCGGUAAAGAAACGAAAGGCAUCUCCAAUAGUGUUUGAUGUUGAUAAGAAUGAGACAGAUAGACAAGUGAGAGAGAGGACACUUAGUGCAAGCAGUGACAGUCAUGUUACAUUAAGUACUGUGACUAGCUCACAUAAAUAUGAUUCAAUACCACCAUUGUCGCAAGGGGAGCGCAAAGUGGUGUGGUGCCGCGCGUUCCCGCUGUGCCGCUACGGCGCGGCGUGCGCGUUCGCCCACCCGCGCUGCAAGUUCCUGGCGGCGUGCACGCGCCGCGGCUGCGCCUACUCGCACUCGCCCGCCGCGCCCGCCGCGCCCGCCGCCCCCGCCGCGCCCGCGCUCGCCCUGCCCGCGCUCGCAUCUCACGUGGUGCCAGUGGCAAACUACAAGACGAUCUCGUCAGCAAUCCCAAGCAUGUGCAAGUAUUACCCGAAUUGCGCAAACCCGGCCUGCCACUUCUACCACCCUAAGCCGUGUCGGUUCGGCAAGGCAUGCGCAAACAAGCUUGAAUGCAACUUUUAUCAUAACGAUGUAGCCCCUAAAUAUACCCUUUGAAUAAAUGUUUUAGCUAUG
Molecule: messenger RNA, 3061 nt
Organism: Zerene cesonia (dogface butterfly)
Lineage: Eukaryota; Metazoa; Arthropoda; Insecta; Lepidoptera; Pieridae
Gene: Nab2
Product: titin
Exons: 12
Coding region: 215-3043 (942 amino acids)
Biological process (GO): regulation of mRNA stability
Cellular component (GO): nucleus; cytoplasm
Molecular function (GO): metal ion binding; poly(A) binding
Source: RefSeq, a predicted model, not a curated record